This is a messenger RNA of Camarhynchus parvulus, 2098 nucleotides long. Its product is annotated as zinc finger protein 239-like. The record is from RefSeq and is a predicted model, not a curated record. Gene Ontology annotation, molecular function: DNA-binding transcription repressor activity, RNA polymerase II-specific. Lineage: Eukaryota; Metazoa; Chordata; Aves; Passeriformes; Thraupidae. Gene Ontology annotation, biological process: negative regulation of transcription by RNA polymerase II.
CUGCCCCCCCAAGGGAGCCGAUCACCCAAACUGGCUGAGGCACCUUCAGCUGCACUCACUGCCUGGCACCCCUGACUGUGGAAAGAAUUCCGGAUGAGUCCCAAGGGUGUGUCUGGAUGGAGGACGAGGAAAAGCCCUGGAGAUCGCGCACAAGGAGGGGCUGCAAACCCAGCCCAGGGAGCUGCGGGGAGGAAGGAGCCCCCCUGAGCCAGGAAGGUGGCCGGAGAUCCAUCCAGAUCUCAGAGCUGGUGGAGAAGCCUCAUGGCAGGGAGAAGCCUCACAAGUGCUUGGAAUGUGGGAAGUGUUUUAGUCGGAGCUUAGACCUGACCGAGCACCAGGUGAUCCACACUGGGGAACAGCCCUACGAGUGUGGGGAAUGUGGGAAGUGUUUCAGCUGGAGCUCCAGCCUGAGGCGGCACCAGGUGAUCCACACUGGGGAGAGGCCCUUUGAGUGUGAGGAGUGUGGGAAGAGCUUCAGCCAGAGCUCCGUCCUGAUGCGACACCAGAGGAUCCACACUGGGGAAAAGCCCUUUGAGUGUGGGGAGUGUGGGAAGAGCUUCAGGCUCAGGGGCCAACUGAAGCAACACCAGAUGAUCCACACCGGGACGCCUUACGAGUGUGGGGAAUGUGGGAUGAGCUUCAACCAGAAGGGCCACCUGCUGCAACACCAGAGGAUCCACACAGGAGGAAAGCCCUAUGAGUGUGGCGAGUGUGGGAAGAGCUUCAGCCAGAGCUCUGGCCUGAGGAAACAUGAGAGGAUCCACACUGGGGAAAAGCCCUAUGAGUGUGGGGAGUGUGGGAAGAGCUUCAGCGUGAAGUGCCAGCUGACGGAACACCAGAAGAUCCACACUGGGGAAAAGCCCUACAAGUGUGGGGAAUGUGGGAGGAGCUUCAGGGAAAGCUCAGCCCUGAUUCGGCACCAGGUGAUCCACACGGGGGAACGGCCCUACACCUGCUUGGAAUGUGGGAAGAGCUAUGGGUGGCACUCGGACCUGAGAAAACACCAGCAGCGUGUUCACUCUGGGGAGAAGCCCUACGAGUGUUCUGAGUGUGGGAAGAGGUUUCACAGGAGCUCCGAUCUCCUCGUACAUGAGCGGAGUCACACAGAGGAGAGGCCCUUCCGCUGCCCUGACUGCGGGAAGGGCUUCAAGCAAAACUCCAAACUCAUCAUCCACCGGCGCAUCCACACUGGGGAGAGGCCCUACGAGUGUCCUGAGUGUGGGAUGAGAUUCUCACAGAGCUCAAUCUUGACCAAACACCAACGGAGGCGCCACUAAGGGAAGCCCUGUGAAUACCCCAAGUUCAGGAAGAGCUUCGUGUGCUGCUCCAGCUCCAUCCCCCAUGGGAGGAUCCAUGUUGGGUGGUCCCCAGUGACCCUCACUGGGCAGAGCCCUGGUGAUCCAUGGUCUUGGUGAUCUGUGUUGAGAAGACACCUGGCUGGGUGGCUUCACAUCUUCCUGGCUCCCUGUGGGCACGUGGAUUUAUACAGGGGCAGGAACAUCCAUUGGGAUGCAGACCAACAAUGGGAAUUCCUUGGGGAGAGCGAAUUUGUUGACUUUCACCCCCAUAAAAUCUUUUGCAUUCAAUCCUAUCUUCUGGUGGCAUCAAGGAAUACUGAAUGGUCUUGGAGGUCUUUUCCAAUUUCAGGGAUGCCAUGAUUUUGAUUUCCUAUUGCCCAAAGGUGUCUUUGGCAGCCAAAUGGUGAAAAAGUGGGGAAAAGACCAAGAUUUUUGAGACACUGGGGUGGAAACUUUUUCCCUCCCACCAAGCACACAGGUCCUCUGCCAGCAUGGACACAGAAAUCCUUUUCUUUUGGCCUUGAUUUUCUUUUCAUUUUUCUUCAUCCCUUUAAAAUAUCUGAUAUUGGGGGUAAAAAUAAAGACAUUGAAUUAAGAUAUGCAUGUGGUCAUGGUAGGACACAGAAAUGGAGAGCAACAUGGGGACAUAUGGUCAUGGAUGGGAAUGGGGACAUGGGGGGACAUGGGCAUGGAUGGAGAUGUGGGGAACAAUGAUAGGGAUGGACACAUGGUGGGGAGACAGCCAUGGGUGAGGACAUGGUGGGACAUGGGCAGUGACAUGUGGGGACAUGGCCAUGGCC